This is a messenger RNA of Trypanosoma conorhini, 969 nucleotides long. Its product is annotated as heat shock protein DnaJ. Lineage: Eukaryota; Euglenozoa; Kinetoplastea; Trypanosomatida; Trypanosomatidae. Gene Ontology annotation, cellular component: cytosol; cytoplasm. Gene Ontology annotation, molecular function: Hsp70 protein binding. The transcript has a single exon. The coding region runs from base 1 to 969 and encodes 322 amino acids. Gene Ontology annotation, biological process: protein refolding. The record is from RefSeq and is a predicted model, not a curated record.
AUGUUUUUCUUUCCGGAUGAAAUGAAUGGCAUGCUCAACGACUUUGUGAGUGGAAUGCCUGGCGGCUUCCCCUUUGCGGGUGGGCGUCGUAGAAAACAAAGGGUUUCCUAUUCACUGCCUGUGACGUUAAGCGACCUGUACAAUGGCAAAUCGCUUUCACUUCCACAUACCCGCACCGUUGCAUGCGUCGUUUGUGAAGGGCGCGGCACGAAUAGGAAGAAGAACAGUGUCUGUCGGGUUUGCGAGGGUGGGGGGUCUCGCCCCAUUGUGCGCCAAAUGGGCAUGAUGAUGCAACAAAUGUCUGUCCCCUGCGACGCAUGUGGAGGGUCCGGCCUCAAGGUGGAUCCCAGGGACGUCUGUCGUGGGUGUCACGGAAGAAGAACGACGGAGGUGGAAUCCACGUUAACUGUGAGCGUGGAGCGUGGAAUGCACCAUCAGGAGGAGAUUGCCUUCCCUGGUGAGGGGAGCUUCGACCCGAACACUGGAGAGACUGGCGACAUUGUGAUUGUGUUGGAACAGGUGAAGGAUGAGACGUUUGUGCGUGAUGAGGACGACCUUCAGCUAACCCAUACGAUUACGGUGGCAGAGUCGCUCUGCGGUUUUCAGUUUAUCAUCAGGCACCUCGACGGUAGAGAUCUCAUAGUGCGACGGGAGCGGGGGGAAAUAACACGCCCUGGGGAGGUAAAAGUUGUGCUUGGGGAAGGCAUGCCACGGCGACAGCGUCCGGGCCAGUACGGCGACCUAGUAAUUAAAUUCAACGUCGCGUUUCCAGAGAGGCUGGAGCAGUCGCAGGUGGACGCCCUGCGGAAAGCGCUUCCACCUCCUAAAAGCGUGGAUCUGCAACAAUACGACGACGCGGAGGAGUGUUAUGUGUCGAGGGAGGACCUGGAUCACGUCCGCAGGGAGUUGGAAGAAGACGCGAGGGAGGAGGAUGAGGAGGGCCCAAGUGUGGGUUGUGCGGCGCAGUAG